Messenger RNA from Rhopilema esculentum, 4512 nucleotides. RefSeq lists its product as uncharacterized. Gene Ontology annotation, molecular function: DNA binding. The record is from RefSeq and is a predicted model, not a curated record. NCBI's taxonomy places the organism in Eukaryota, Metazoa, Cnidaria, Scyphozoa, Rhizostomeae, Rhizostomatidae.
AAGGGCUAGGCCGAAUGGUGCUAUGCAAUAUAAACAUAUCUAAAUCAAAAUUAUGCAAAACGACUGAAAACUACGCAAUUGUUCAAACAACAACAUGGGUGAAGAAUGACUACCCUAUUACUAGGCCUCAACAAUGCUGGGAAAAUCCCGUACCUAUAACAUAAACAAUGGAAGGGGACGUUUCUAGCAACAGGCAAUGCCAUCACGCGGGGCUUAUGACGUACGAACAAGAACUAUGCCACAGCUAAUUACAUGCAAAAAGGAAAAAUCUUAACAGCUGACUGUUGUUUUUUAUUUCUGAUGGCCUACGUCUUUCCUCUCUCCAUUGUUCCGCAUUUUUUCCUCAAACACCCCCCUACCUACACAAACACCCUAUUUAAGAGGUUUUUGAUGAUCGGAACAUUAUCAACAUUUGAAAUUCAAAUUAAAGACAGCAGGCUGUAUCAAGUUUUAUAGUUCUAUCAAUAUGUCUGAAAUAAACGACCUCUCAGAAAUUCUUCAAAACCCUGAAAUGUUGGCUGUUUAUUUGGCUGCUCAACAGCAACAGCCUCAGUCAUCACAGACUCCUGAUUUGCUCGAUGCAGAUGGUGAAGAUGAAGAAGACACGGAAGAGAUUACUGAUAGUGUAGAGUGGGAAAGAGAGACAUUCAUUGAAGCCAUUAGAGAGUUGCGAUGUCUUUGGGAUGUGAAUCAUCCAAUGUAUGAAGACAGAACAGCAAAGCAAAAUUCGUGGAAAAAGCUGUCAGCCAUGUUCAACAAAAAUAUUGACUUCCUUCAGAAACAAUUAAAGAAUCUGAAAGAUACUUUGAAAAAAUGUUUGGACAAGCGAAAUCGCAUGACCCGGUCUGGUGCUGCAGCUGCAACGUUGCCAAAAUGUAAAUUUUUUGAGCAAAUGGCAUUCUUGCAUGAAAAAAGUGCAAAUAAACCUACGGAGAGCAACCUUUCACCAAUGGAAGCUGGAUUUGUUAUACAGGCAGAUGAGCCCCAGUUCUCCAUGCCAAGUCCUAGCGGCAGUGUCGCAAGUAGCUGUUCUGCUACUGCAACUUCGUUGAAGAAGAUAAAAAGAAAAAUAACGCCACACACAAAGAAGACACGCACUGACUUGAGCGAAUCAGAUUUGAGUAAGUCCCUGGUCGACUGUGACGUACUACUCAAAAAAUCUUUAAGUGAAGAUGAAGAUGAAGACUCUCUGUACUGUCAUAGUUUGAUACCGAUAAUGAGAGAGCUUCCGAAAAAACAGAAACGCCUUGCUAAGAUUAAAAUAAGCCAACUGCUCUUUGAUCUUCAGUAUAGUGAAGAUGAUUAAGAAAUUUAGUAGCUACAAAGUCUGUGAUAUAAAUAUAAUUGAUGCAAGACUGAAGCGUUGUUUCUACAAAAUAAGAAAAUCAUUCUAUAAAAUUUUUUAUAAUAAUACCUUGAUAAUUGUUGGGAUUCAAUAUUCUAAAAAAUACUUGAAUUUUAGGCCUUAAGAUAUUUUAAAAUUAUUCUGAAGUAGCUGUUUCCAUUCAUUGAAAUUUCGCUCAGAACUCACAUAAAGUCACAUUUGUUUCGAACUACCAGCAACAAAGCAUAAUGAACAUGAAAUUUAAAAAAAAAAUCAGACCGUUGUUGACUUUUGAGCAUGAUUACUGUUCUUGAUUUUUUAAAUUUGGCAAUUUCGAGCCCCCUUGUUUUCUUAUUAUAAACUAUGUUCUUAUAAUAAGACAAGCGUUUAUUAUGUAUACAUGAAAAUUCCUGUUAUAAUUGAUAAGAAAUAUAUUAGAUAUAUGCAGAUGUAUAAAGUUAAAUUAUAAAGUUAAAUGAUUUUAGUAUGUUCUUGUUACCAUAUCGACUUGCCAUUCAACAGACCCUGCUGGUGAGCAGAAAUACUCCUUGAAGUCGUCUCUUACUUAUUUUGCCUCUCGUGAAUAAUUAUUAGAGGAUAUCUGGGGUAUUGUUUCAAGCGCAGAGCUGGUAGUGUUUUCCUGCCUCCAAUCACCUGGCCUAAACCCACAAGGUCCUUCUGUAUCCGUAUAGUUUGGAGGACAAUAGUUUAAAUCAUUUUGAGCAUUACUUUUGCUCAUAAGAAAGUUAUGCAAUGCGACUACGGCUUUUGUAAUUUGGAUGACCUUCUCUACUUUUGCAAUUAUUGGUCUACGAAAAAUUCUAAAACGACUGGUUGCGAUUCCAAAUGUAUUUCCAAUAACCUGUCUGGACCUGGAUAGCCUGUAAUUAAAGAUUCUUUGAUCCAAGGGGAUAUUUCUGUUUGGGUAUGGCUUCAUCAUAUGCUUCUUAAACCCAAAAGCAUCAUCGGCAACAAAUACAAACGGAAGCACCUUAUCUGAGUUCUCGCUUACUCUUUCUGGAUCUGGAAUAUCAAGCGUAGCCUGCUCGAUGGCGUACCCAAGAUUGCUAUUAUUGUAAACGCUGCCAUCACUUUGCCUUCCCGAGUCUCCAAUGUCCACCAUAAAAAACUCGUAAUUUGCAUUACAAACUGCUAACAAAACAAUGCUGUUUGUCUUUUUAUAAUUAAAAUAUUCAGAGCCGGAAUUAGAGGGUGCCUGCAUGACAACAUGUUUUCCAUCAAUUGCUCCAAGAGCAUGGGGGAAAUUCCACUUAUUUGCAAACGCUUUAGCAAUGGCUUUCCACUAGCGUCUAUUUGAGGGCACAUCGAGAAAACCUCUUUCUUUUAGCGAAAUCCAUAUUGCCUCGCACAUUUCACUUAUUAUGCCAGUAAUGGUCGAGGGGCUCAUUCUAAAACUGGCAGCAAUCGUAGACUGUGCAUCACCUGUAGUCAGGAAUCUCAACGUUACUCCAAGCCUCUCACUUGCACCAACAGGAUCUCGCAUGUUUGUGCGUUGUUUCGUUAUCUUUGUUGCAAUAAACAAUAAAAGCUCCUCAUAUGUAGUUGGCGACAUUCGAAAGUAUUUAAAGAAGUAUUCCUGGUCAUGUAAGCGUAAGUCCCUUACCAAAAGAUGAAACUCCCCCUUCUGCAGACGUUCUGAAUAAAAUUUUCGAACCCAGUACCGCUUUCUUUGCUUUUUUGCUCGCUUUUUCAACAAAAUUAGCUUUAAGAUUAUAACCUUUUUUAAUAACAACAAUCUUCGAAAAGACGCAAUGUUCAUUUGCAUUAUUCGCGGCGAAUUCGCAAAAUAAAUUUUGCCAGUGGAAAUUAAACUUCGAAUUCGCAGCGAAUUCGCAGGCGAAAAAUUCGUGGCGAAAAAUUCGCUUCGCGCGAAAAAUUCGUCUCGUGUAAAUCAGGCUUUAUAUGGAGUGAGUAGGAAAGAGCGAAUGUUUGAUAUUUAGUUUGUCAAAUUGAAUUUGUAGAAAAGAACUUUGAUAUGAAUCAAAUUUCUUUCCUCUUGGUAAGGCCAAAUUAGUAAUCUUUGUCGUGAAAAUGUACCCCGAAGGUAUUUUAUAGACCUAAAGAUGCGGGGAGGGACGCAUUGUGCUGAAGAAUAAUUACAAGCAACGAUUGUGGUUUCGAAACAGUAUAAAAAUAUCAAUGAUUAUAUAAAAUCAAAAAUUGGCUACCAUAUUUAAACUCUGUUAUUAAUAUCCAAGCAUUGAAUUAUGACCUAUUUGCAGCUUUUUCUAGAGUUAGGCCCCAGAUAUCUCAUAGCAGUUUCUGAAAACAAAGAAAGAAAAAGUAACUAAAUCACAUCUUUGUACAAAUGUGUUAAGAAGAUUAUGCAUUGAGUGGCUAAACAUUGUUGCUGGAUCGGUUUUAAAACAGAUCAAUCAUUAUUUUCUGGAAUUUCGACGAAACAGAAAACACCACAGCAAGCACCGCGACUGUCAAUGCUUGGAAUUUGCGAAUGACGGCUUAUUUUUCCAAUAUUAACAUCAAUUCAUAAAUUUAAGUGCAAUAUAAGGCCACUCACCAAAUUUCACAUCGAUAUUCGAAAGAGAAGUGAACGAAAUCAAACCUUACUUUUAUCAAAUUUAUAAGGGCUCAGUAUUGAGCAAGUUCCUUUUUGGCACUAUUCGAAAUGGCGGAAGUAAACAAAAUUGCCUCACAGCGUACCGGUGAGUUAGACAUCUAGCGCCUUCGGCGCUUCUAUAUCAUUGGCAGAACCACAUGUCUUUCUUUGAAAGAAAAGAGGCUGCAAGUAUUUCUUCAUGAAAAUACACUGUGCAUGACAACCCUUUCAAUAUUUGCAAGUUCUGUAUGUUUUAACUCAGCUGGCCCUCGGAACUCCUCUGCAUUUAUUAGGUCUUCCACUCUUUGCAAAAGCUCUAUUUCAAGACACAACACGAUAUUGAUCACAAAUUUUGCACACAACAUUGAAUGCAAAAUGCCUGGUCUUGCAUGUGGCUCCUUCGGGGUGGUAGGCAGCAUAAUGAAUUUACACAACGUACGUCUCAUCGAUGCCGCACAAUCGCACAAUAUGAUUUGUUAGUUGUUGCCUGUAAGAACUUUUAAAAAACCAUCAGCCUCGCGGACACCCCAAAUCUGACUACACUGGAUCCCUGCGAUCUCCCCGAUAUCAUCUUCAUGGAUCCUUGACUUUCAUAUGAUUACGUAUACUG